Molecule: messenger RNA, 15393 nt
Organism: Paramuricea clavata
Lineage: Eukaryota; Metazoa; Cnidaria; Anthozoa; Malacalcyonacea; Plexauridae
Source: the annotation of a GenBank genome assembly
AUGGCCCACAAGGCAGUAUUAGUCUUCGUAAUCUUUACGAUAACACGAGAAGCGUGUGCGAUUUUUUCACUGCUACGACCUGAUGGUGGUUCUCGUCGGUCUGGAAAGAAUGUUCUACGGCCAGGUAAAGUGGUUUAGCUUCUCUUCCCGUAAACAGGAACGGACCAGGAAUGGGCUUGGUCAAACAUGAACCACCACGUUCCCACAAAAAUUGAACAAGUUUUCAAUUAUCUUUUAGAAUUUGACAGCAGUACUGACCUAUUUGUAGGAAACUUUUUACCCGUCUGUCAUAAAUUUUUCUAUUAGUCUAUACGGUUAUGUAUAUGAUUUAAAUAAUAACCUAGCUUCCUACCGGCUUUUUUACCUGAAAUAAUGUAACAGUUAAAGUUGAAGGAACAAUGGCUCGAAAUGUCGUUUUAUAUAUUCCAGGCUGUUAGAAACAAGCUCGCGAGUACUGCUCACAUAGCUACAUAUAAAAUAAGUUUUAAUAUUAUUAGUUCAGCAAAAAAUCAACAUAAAGAACUAUAGUAUGCGAGAAUUUCAACUAUGUCUAUCGCCACAUUAAAUGAACAUGCAGUUUAAAAUUAGAUUCUCUAUAAAUACAGGCUCAUAUUUGGCGAUUCCUUUCACUAUAGGUACCAGGAUAAAGUGCGAAAACGAAGGAGAGGAGAUCAGUUUGCCUUUUCCAUUGCGUUUGCGGUGCACGAAAUGCACUUGCGAGGUAUGUUUCAUACUUUUAGGUUAAAAAUAGUCGUGGUACUUGAGACCAAACCCACUUACUCGAAUAACCCACUUCAAACAAAUUAUAGUAAAGUAUUUGUUGAGGAAAACACUCGAUACUUCGCGUUGACUUGUUUUAGCACUCGUGAAGUUUAGCAUGCCUGUAGGGGGUAAAUGCUUUACGCAGCGCCCGAGCGUUUAUAGGCCAAGCCAGCCAUCAAAUGUGAAUGUAUAUAUUCUAUAUAGCAAGUGAAUCGCUCGUGUUAGGGUAAACAUAUAAUUGUUAUAUCGCGUGCGGUAAUCAUCGCUUGUUUAUGUAUACAUUGCAAAUAAUUUAUGGAUUUUUAAUGUCCAAACAACUAUCUACACGAUUGAUAAUGGGUUAAUUGCUCUAUUUUACAUAAAAUGCAUACAAGAUUUUGCUAGCUCUUCAUUCUAACACUUCUAGAAGUUUCGCAUCUUUUAGCAAGGGUAAAAUUUAUACGAAUUAUAAAGAAAAUAGCAGCCAAGCUAGUUAUAUAUCUCCAAAAUAACAGUACACGCGUAUACACAUGCAUGGGCAUUGCCACCGUUGACAAACUUACCGAAAUAGGGCUUUGCUGAACAAAUAUAGGGAUUAGAAUCAGGUCAAUAUAACGCCAUAAACGGAAACCAUGGGUAAACAUACAAGCGGAAAAUUGCAUUCCAAUGUAACUUGUGUAUUUAAACAAGUUAAUAUACAACUGCGUUGAUAUGUACCUGUAAACGUUACUGGACUUCUAAGGAGAACAAUUUAGAAUUGAUUGCGCUAUCAAUAGCUGACUACCGAUACAGCGACCUUAGCUGUUCUUAAUGCUUUCCCAACACUAUCAUGUAUUUUAUUUAAGUUAAAACAUAUAGUUAGAACAUUCACCAAACCUUUAUUUUGUUAAUCUAGAGCUUGAAAUGUUCCCUGUACUAACGCACGACUGCAAAAAUAGCUAGCCUAUAUCCUACACUGUUUUAUACGCACAUAUAUCCACACGCACAUCAAUCGUAAGCAAACCCUUUCCUGUUUAACAUUUAUGGUAAAAUUCUUAGCAACUUCCGAGCGAACUCUUUAUGUGAGCUUAGAGUUGUGUCAUCCAAUUUACACCAUUAGAGUUGCAGUACUGGUGCGGCUGAUCACGUCGCGUUAGUUUUAAAGUCCAACACAUUUUAUAAGCUUAAAUGUAAACCGUCAUCGACAGGUUGUUGUCCACUUAAAGUAUUCACGAAGCCAAAACUUACGCCAAAACUAUGUAUGCGCUUUAUGAAUUAUACGAGUCAUUCAUGCAAGACAGAAAGGAAUGUAAUAUAUUAUUGUUCUAUUGACUAAUGUACAAAUUUGUACAACUAAACUAGAGACUGUUAUUUUUACAAUAUAACUUUAACAACACGCAUGAUUAUCUGAACAGGUCUUGCAAUGAGAAAUAUAUGUAUGCAAUAGCCAUUAUAAACCAUUAAUCAUUAUAUAUAUUGCCUGCGAAAACAACUGUCCGAAAUAGAGCGCUCUGCUUUUGGACAUAACUUUUAAUAUGUAUAAUAAAUAAAAGAUAUAGAUUAACAUAUACAGUAUAGCUGUUCCCUUUAUGUUCCCUCCAGAUUGGGAAGAUUCUACACAUGUUUUGAUAGUUUGAAUAUUUUUGCGCCUGUUAUGUGCGGACUUGGCUUAUAUUUCAUUAUGUCAAGUCAUCUUCUAUUCACGCCUGUUAUUUUUCAGUCUAUGCCAAGUUUAUCUUAAGAGAUCGCGUGUUUAUUUUCUGCCUGACCACUUACUAGAUAUUAUAUUUCGUGAAUAAUUGACCUUUGCCUGUUUAUACUAGAUUUCAUCAACUAGUAAUAAGACAACGUUGAGUGCGUAUUGACAAAAUCCUUAAUUUUCAUAGAACGCGCAUUAUCACAGCCCAAAUUGGAUCUAAAGUACACUAAACUAACUUUAUUUACUUUGCAAACAUUAUCUCUUCAAAAGUAUACACACAUACUAAACAUUGUACCACCAAGACUCUAACAUAAAUUUGUUUACUGCUUCAUAAGUGAAGAGCUAGGAGUGGACUUUUUUUUUAGUUUUGGCACUUAAAUCAUUGAUUUUAAUCCACUUUUGGGCAAUAACAAACACCUCGUUUUUCAUCGAACUACUCGGCUUUUCAACCCUUCCCCGCGCGUAUAUUAUGUUACCUCGUAUAGCUGCAUUAGUUUUUUGAAGGUCAAGUGAUAGAAAACGUCUAGCAUUCUUCGUGAAGAAACGAAUAAUAUUCAUUCUGGAUCGCUCUAUCUGUUGUAAACUGCAAUAUGUUCUCCGGUGUAAAACGUCCUGGGGUCGGUUAUUCAAACCUGGGUUAGCACUAACCCUCGGUUAAAAGUUAAACCUGUUGUUCUAGUUUAUAUAUUUCUGCACGUCUGUUUAUUUAAAAACUUGAGAGAGAUAAACUCCUACAGUGAUCCAUACAAACUUUCUGAAGAAAUAUUGAAAAUAUUUAUAAACAAGUUGUUAGGAAGGGCGGGGCCACAGGUUCGAUGCCUGCUAGAGAGCCUAUAUAGGCUGUACUAUAUAUAUAGUUUCAUUUUUCGCAACUGUUCUUGGUAAUAUGAUUUUUUCUGUGUUGGUGUUGUGUACUCAGGUGAAUAUGAUAUUUGUGAUGUUACUCUGAGUGUAUAUCCACACCGGGCGAGCUUGAAAAUAUGCCCGGCCACGGUGGGAAUCGAACCUACGACCUUUGGAAUACUAGCCCAAUGCUCUGCCAACUGAGCUACGCGGUCAGAACGGUUCGAGUAAGUACACAACACCAACACAGAAAAAAUCAUAUUACUAUAGAUUACAUUGGUAUCGAAGGAACUAGAUUAGCGUAACUCAGUUGGCAGAGCAUUGGGCUAGUAUUCCAAAGGUCGUAGGUUCGAUUCCCACCGUGGCUGGGCAUAUUUUUAUUGGUUAGGUCUAUUAAAUGUAUAAAAAUUCACACUCAAAAUUCCCAUCUACAAAAUCUUCUACAAAAAGUUCUAUCGUAAAUGCUCAUAAUCCUGACAUGUACUAUAUACCCCUGGGCAAACAAUACCCCCAAUACUCUAAUACCAAUUUAAGCUACUAUAUAUGUCUAGAAAGAGUAACAUUGAUACAAAAAUCAGACAAGAUAAUCGUAUUAUUGGCAGUAUUAUUCCAUUAAUAUAAUCCCUGAAGGUCAGGAUUUAGGAAAGGUAUGAGAGCGUGUAUCGUCAUUCAAGACCAGGAUUACAGCAAUUUUGCCUUGAGGGAAUUUUGCCCAUCUUCAAAACCAAAACGACCCCCAAAGGGUCGCUCUAACCACAGUUAAUAGAAGUUGAAUUUACAGUAUAAGUUUAAAGACAUGGAAUAUCUUAGCAACUGUUAUACAGACGUCAAUUGCAGAACGUAUUUCCUAUUCCAGAUACUUUUAAUAAAAUGAGUUUACGUCAGUACAAUGUGAAAUUGGGAAUGUUCCAAGAUAGAGGAUUAUAUUUAUCGAGAAGAACAAAGCGACUUUAUUUUUCCAUUGACCAUUGGCUUAGGCACCGAAAUCUAUAUUACCUGUAAUUUCCGCUAUUACAACGCAAGAGAGGUACACAUGUUUUUCCAGAUCAAUAUUUUAUAAAAUAGGUUUUUUUACUUGGAAUGUGCCAGAUUUUUUAACCGUGUCAAUAUAGCUUUGGAUUUUAAGGGGGCUUAGGGGGGGUGUGGCACAGUGGUUACUACAUUGUCUUAAUUCACCCCCCUGACUUGGCCUUAGGUUUUCCUGAGUUCCAUGAGCGUUGACGCGAUACAGGUGGAGUUACCAAUCCUGUAAACUGAGCCAAUUGUUCAGACAAGCUUGAAUUAUUGAGCUUGAAAAUUCCCGCUUAUCUUUAUGCCAGAAAACAACUCAUAUCUCAAAUUUCGUACACACAAUUUUUCCAGAACAAAGAUUUAUCGUUCAUGAAGAGACGUUGAUAAACGUUGAUAGUUAUUAUAAUAAUAAUGAGUCAUCAACUCACUGAACUCAGAUUGGCCGAAGUUUGUGUUAUCUGUCAAAAACGCUCCAAAUACUGUUAAUGAUAUUCUAUUGUUCGCGUUCUUCCAACAUGGCGGCCAUGACGUCACGUGAAACCAAUAAUACCUAAACAGUUAAGCGUUUAAAAAAUGCUGACAAACGAUUUCGGCACCGUCUAACACGUGCUGUUUGUCAGAACAUUCCACUCUGUUCACUGACGCAAAACGAAAUAUUUUUGAAGUCAUAUUUAACAGGGGAACACCCCUUUUAUCAUUCAUCUUUCAUGAAUGGUGUUUAUCGCAUGUAAUUACUGCGCGCAAUUUGAAUAUUUGGUUCAGAGGGCGUCGUGGACUCGCGGUUUUACUACCCACUGACAUAUAUGGAAAGUAUGAAAAUAUUUAAAACAUGGGGGUCACACUUUUGGUUGUAUGCUACAAUAAGCUGCCGUGGUUUGUGUUUGAACUACGGCUGAAAAGGUCACACUACCUUCUGGAGCAUCUUCAGACGAAGAGAUUUCGCUCGAAACGUCUAAUUAAAGUGUUUUAAUCUUUCCGGUGAAUCAGACACAACACACGGCAGCUUAGAGUAUGUCUUUUAGUAUUUCGCCGAAAUAUCUAAAUCUUGUGAAAAAUGUGAUGAUAAAUUAAGAGAUGAAUCGAUCGCAAAAAUUCGAUUACACACCCACGCUUGAUCAAAUGCUAGUACAGGGUGAAAAAGAAUCACGUUGCUUAAAUUGCGCAUGCAUCAGCACUUUACUUCAAGUUCUGUACAUUAUAACAUCACUCCCAAUCCCUAGCUGUCCCUGCAUGAUCUAAGCAGUCCCGCGGAUUAACAGCAACCUGCUAAUCCUUCAGGCCACCUGUGCAACACAUAGUCAUAUUACUCAUAUAGAUUAAAUUAAAUACGAGAUAACCCAUAAUCUAUUAUGUCCCGAAUAGAAUUUUUGAAUGCCAAUGACACUGCGGAUUUUUUCGAUAAAAAUUCCUUGCAACAAAGUCGGCAAGGUGUUAAUAAAACCAAUUAUUACAACACUGAGAACUAUUUUGCUUAAUCAAACCUAAUCAAUCAUAUUGAAAAUACAAAUAUUUAUUAAUAUUAUUGAUAAGAUUUCUUGUUGAUGUUAUCCGAUAUGGGCUGCCCAUAUUUCGCGAUAAUGCGCGGUUUCCUAUUUCCUCAAAUAUAUAUGUUUUAUAAAACUACCCUUCCUUCCGAAAUACACAAAUUCACAUGAUAUUUUCUAAACAGCAAACCCAUAGUUUUACUAUGUCCCAAACCACAAAUUUGGAAGUCAGCGCACAUUCGUUCAUUUUCUCACAUUGCAAUUCGUAUGGGAUUCGUCUGCGGUUUCACGCAUUCCGUGAUAAUUACGCUCUAAAUAUAGAUAAAAUUGGCUCUGAGAUCAGUAAAUCUUGUAUUAUUAGUCUUAUUAUUGUACCGCAUUUUAUAGCGUCGCUCGUUUCCAACUUAGUCAGUAAAUCACAAAGUUGACAAAUUCGUUUAUCGUAUAAAACAAUGCUAUAUCGAACAGCUUCAACUGAGGUAAUUUGUGGGCUGAAAUUCUGAGCUUUGUAACAGCUUGACGGUGUUAAAUUAAACAUUACUAAUGUCAGAAAUAUAAUUUUCCAAUUCAAAAUCAUGCAUAUUUAAAAAGGUUCCGAAUAUGGGAAAUGCCGCUUUGCUCUUGCCCAAAAUUAGCAAUUUUCUAAAACAUGCUUAGAAAUUUUAAAUUUAACUCCUGCCUGUUUUGGUUUAAACGAUACGUUUCAAGUGUCAAAUGAACAAUAGGCAUGGCACUAGACAAUCUAAAUACUAUCAGGCAUUGUACAAUUAAGUCUUUUGUCAAACCGACGCCAGUGCGCAGUUGUGAAAAAGUUUCGCAUACUGAAGCAAGCUAGAGCUAGGCUAGAGCCAUGUCUUCGAAAAGAGCGUUGUUUGUGCUCCUGAUUUUAAUUGCAUCUUUUUCUGCAAUUCAGGGUAGCGUUGUGGAAUGCAAGAGGAAGGAAUGUCCUACGAUGGAGCAUUGUACUGGAAUCGUGGUGCAAAAACCAAACACAUGUUGUCAGGAAUGCCAGGGUAUGUACGGAAAAGGGUCUUUCUUGAUAACGCUAUUCUAGUGAUAACGGUAUCUGCUGAAAAUAAACCUCGUAAUUACUUUAAUCAGCGCGCGGAAAAUUCGUAUAAUUACAUACUUAAGGGAAUGCAUCGUAAACUGAUAAGCGAAGCCGUCAAUUAACGGGAGAGCGGUUCGGUGUAUGAGGGAAGGCAUGACAUGUAAUAAACAUGGUUAGGGCUUCGAGUGCUGAGGUAACGAUGAUUUGUCGAAGGGCGCAACUACCUGAAGCAUAUUAUCGAAGUUCCUCGCUCAAAAUGUCGACGUAUUUUCGAAUAUUUUUCAAUUAUGAUUGCAUGCAUACUUGAACGGACCUCGUGAAUUAUGUUAAGCAUGGCAGCUAGGAUUCUUGGCAUGUAUUACUUAUUCCUGCUGUAAACGACAAGGCAAACACAGUAAGAACAACUUGCCUAACAGCAGUCUAAUGUAACCGAAUAAACAGCAGUUCUCGUUAUAUGAUUAUAUUAUAAAAGCAGGUUCAAAUCAGCCAUACAUGUUGGUUCCAACAUAAUCCUACAUCAGUUAUUAGAUACAAUAUCGUUGCGUUUUGAACGCCGUAUGUUUGCUAAUGUUCAAAGAUGUUGGACCAGUUUUGACCAAAAUUUUCAGUCAAAAUCCUCCAACAUUGAAUGACGCUCGAGUGGUUUGGACGAGCCUUAAAUAUAGGCAUUGCAUGCAGGAAAUGUUGAAUUACAAUAUACACAAACAAUAUACAAAUAUUGCCCACAAUGUGGUGCUAAAACGGCAACAUUUCUAUAACGCAGAAGCGAUAAUCCGUUAAGACGAUAGUAUAGGAAAAGGAUUAAAUAUUCUUAUACAAACAGAGCCGUCUGUGCGAUGGGGUGACCCAAUACAACGCGAAUUCCUUAAAUGCAAGCGUAUCUUUCUGAACCGAAAAAGGCAAAAUUAGCAUUGAAUUUUACAGCACAAUGCGCGGUUGAUAGACUAGAUAUUGAAUAACGUUCGUGUCCUUAUAUGUACUGUUUUUUGUCCUUUACAGAAGGCGGCCAUUGCCUAUAUCAGGACAUUGAAUAUAAGGUGAGUCCUAUGGACUUAUUAGGCGCCGCUCGCAAGAGACCAGGACGAAAUCAGUGUUGGAAAAUUUCGCUUCAGUCGCCAUUGUGUUAUCUAAACGAAAGCCAGAGUGCGCUGAUUUCGUUUGGUGAUACUGUUGUACUGUAUCUAGUUGCUGUUUGCAAUAGCACGCAGUGUAAUGUGUUGGGUUUUUCUCAUGAAUAGAGACAACACUAUGGGUCUUAAAUUCUAUGAUUGAAAUGAAAAUCCCAUGUCCAAAAAUCAUGCCCAGCUAUAAAUCAUGUAAACAUGCAGUGACUAUACUGGUCUCGUACAAAAUUUAAUUACAUAUAUAUAUCUUGUUAUUUUAAUCUAUCGAUAUAUCAAAGUCAGUUUAUAUAUACAAAAUUUUAAUACUGCAUGCUUUAUCAUUUGCCGCGUUUAUUCAGCAUUGUGCGAGAUAAGACAGCCUGACUAUCUGAUAAUUGUUUGCAAUGCACCCAGCGGAGAUAGUAUGUUGUAUCUGAAUGUUUAGAAAAGACGGAACGGCAGGAGGCCAGGGACUCACAUCAUUACUUUGUUACGCUGAUUAUAAAAUGUUGCAAUCUUUGUAACAUUUUGAGAGUAGCAACGUUACAGAUCUGUUCCCUGUUUUCCUCUGAUUCGAGUGUGAAUUUUAUAAAUUUAUAAGACCUAUAACCAGGCAAGAAUCGAAUCUGCGAAUCAAAAACUUUGUUCUUCUGAGAUGCCCGGUGAUUAGAACUGUAAGCAUGUGCAGUUGUAAGGAGAACCGAGAUUCGAGAACAGUUUCAGAAUACAGAGCCGAGCUAUAUUCCGGCAAGUUUAUUAGUCGCAAGCCAUAAUAGUUCGUUCAAGUUGAAUCUUAUGUAUAAGCUUUGGAAUUCUAUCCCAUUGGCACGCCGUCAUCAAGUUUACUUGAACAGUAUGUGUGUUUUAUUUAUUUAUCAAGUAAACAACUUGUGUUUACAAGCUUGACAAGGUGUUGUUAAAUUGCUAACAAUUUAAGCGCCGCGUCGUCUGGGUCUAGGUUAUGUUUUCGAUUGCCGCUGUUUUCAAUUUUUUGGCGCUCGAGAUCGGAACAACAUAUAGAUCGGGCGAAAGACUGGAGUGAACUCUAGAGGAACAUUAUGAGAACGUUGACUGACUCUUCUCACAAAAGUAACGCAGCGAGAAUGGAAGCUGGGAUCUCCGAGCCCGAGGUGAAAGGCGGCUUGCUCUGCCGACUGCGUCAGGGAAACCCCAAACAUAACACUAAGCGUAAUAACACUAAACAGAUGUCUAAAUAAGUGUAUUUAUUUCUAGGAUGGAGACACGUGGCUUGGUCACAAUUGUAUGAAAUGCUCGUGCAAUAAAGGCGUAAAGAGAUGCGAACGUCAAGUCUGUGAAAAGCAUCUCCAAUGUCCACAGGUAAACAAACGACUCAUCCAAGGACAUUCGAUUUAAGUUGAUCUAGAAACUUUACAAGUUUUCGGUAUGUGUCUUCGUUUUCACAUAGUCCAGUUUCUUGGAACUGAAUCUAUGACGUCAUAUGCAGGGUAAAAAUGUCGAAAUUCUGAAAACUCCUGACUCAACGAAAUCCGAACUUUCUUUUAAUAGGGAAUGAAGAGAGGUUUGAAGCCCGGGGCUUGUUGUGAAACUUGUGUCGAAGGUAUGUCCUUAAUGUAUUGUAGGCAUGUAGCGCUUGAAUAUGUUCCAACAAUUAACGUCAGGAAUAUUUCAAAACACUAACCUGUAAGCAAGUACUUCACACAGGAAUGAUUUAAAUUAACCAUUGGAAAUAUGACUAGCAUCUGUACUUCGGUCUAGAAAAGAAAGAAGAAAUUAAAAGAUGUUGAAAUCAAUAAAAUAUGGGGGGGGGGGAGAUUGGGUUGCCAACGCACAGUAUGACCAUAGUUUAACCUCUUUGCUUAUAAUUUCAUGCAAUAUAAUACCAAUGCUGUCGUGGUUAAAAAAAUUAAUGUUGCAUCUUUGCCACACAGUUCAGCUAUCAUUCAAAUCCUUUCAGACUCUAUUGGAGGAUUGGUCCUACCCCCCCACACACACACACCCUCUACCGCCCUUGUGUCCGACACUACAAUCGAGGGUAACAUCAAGGAAAUAUUUCUCACUUUCUCCAAGCAUCAUUCAUAUUCUGUUAUCAUUUUUACAGAAACGGGGAUGUGGGGGGAGUCCCCCUCCCCGCCCCCAGUUUCCAACAUUGCAAUUGAGGGUAACAUCAAGGAAAUAUUUCUCACUUUCUCCAAGCAUCAUCCAUAUUCUGUUAUCAUUUUUACAGAAACGGGGAUAUGGGGGGCGUCCCCCCCUCCCCGCCCCUAAUUUCCGACACUGUAAUUGAGGAUAACAUCAAGGAAAUAUCUUUCUCAACCUGUCCACACAACAUUCAUAAUGUUUUAUCAUUUUUGCAGAAACGGGAAUGUGUACAUCAUUUGGUGACCCACACUACCAAACGUUCGACAACCGCAUGUACAACUUUCAAGGCAAAUGCAAAUACAUCUUCGCCAAGGAUUGCGCAACCAAUAACUUCACGAUACAAGUUCGCAACGAGGGACGGCACUCGCGUACGUUUUCCUGGACAAAAUCAGUAUUUCUUCACUACAACGGCAUCGAGGUGGCCCUGCUCCAGAAUUUACGAGUCAAAGUAAACGGGGCAUUGGUUAGUCUGCCUUAUUACAAGCAGUCCGACUUGUACAUUGCCGAGAAUGGGUAUCUGACGACCGUUACCACAGGAAUUGGCGUGCAAGUUAUUUGGGAUGGUGACAGUUACACCGAAGUUCAUGUUCCGAAACGAUACCAGAAUAAGACAUGCGGGUUUUGUGGCAAUUUUAAUGGUGAUCCUGAUGAUGAUUUUAAAACACCAGAUGGAGAGGUAAUUAUAAUAAUAAUAAUGACUAUAGAGUACUCGGAGACUGUACCCUUAUCCCUACGAGAAUUUGUCCCACGGUAAAUUACCCUGGAAUAAUUAUCUCAUUUAGUUAGAGACAAAUAUUUCGAGAAAUCAGGCUGUACAGUUUAUUUUUGGUAUCGUGGUCACACAUACCGCUUUUCGGUAUAUAUGAAGACGCUCAUACACUCAUUUAAAUAUUUAGAGAAUUAAGGCUGUAUAGUUCUAUUUUUGGUACUGUAUUUAUAUUUAAAUAAACGUUCGUAUAUAUUCACAAUUGAGGGAUUUCCGGGAAGAGGAGGUAUGUGUUCUCUCACUUCUCUAUAAGCCCAAGGAGCAGUACAGUUCUCGUAACUAUAUUAUACUAAAACCUACCACCUUCCUUUAAUAUUACCCCACCACUCUCCCGCCCAAUUAAAAUUUAACUGAUUUUCUUAAAUUGUCAUAAACAAACUAUAUGCAACGUUCUUCAUCAGGUAAAAGUUAGCACGAGAGAGUUUGCAGUAAGUUGGCAAGUAAGGAACAACCGAAUGUCCGCUUGUGAUGCACAAGAGAUGGCCAGGGUCGAACAGUACCCACCUCUUUGCAGAGGAGAGAAACUCAUGCAUGCAAGGAAAAAGUGUUCUGUGUUGAAAAACUCCAAGUUCGCAAAAUGUCAUGACGUGGUGGACCCCAGACCGAAUUUCCAAUCGUGUGUCAAUGAUAUGUGUCACUGCAUACGAUCACAAGUACGCACAUGCCUGUGUCAGAGUCUCACGGCUUAUGCCAGAAAGUGUAAGCAGCAAGGAUUAACAGUGGAAUGGAGGUCAACAACUAUUUGUGGUAAGGACAACAUCCUAUAUCACUGGAAAAAUUUUUGAAAAUCCAUACAAGGCCAUAGAAUGGAAAUACUUUAUUGGAAAUAGAAUGAAUUUUGAUUAUCCAUAAUAAUUGUAAAAAAAAGGUCGUCAAGUCUAGAUCAACACUGGAUUAGGGUUAGAUUAAGAUUAGAUUAGGGUUAGGAUCAGGAUUAGAGUUUCCCCUAUAGAUAGAUGAUUAUCAUCUAUUUGUCUACUUGUGCACAUUUGACAAUUGAUUGAUCUAUUUAUCCCGGAGACUGUGUUGGGAUAUACUAUAGAUUUAGUGGUGCAAUUGCAAAUUUCAUAGUAUGGAUUUCACAUUUUCUCCCCAAUGUAUAGUGUAGACCAACUAUCUCUUUCAAAGUCAAUGCUUGUCGUGCGCUCUACAGAAUAUUAGUUUACUUUAUCCAGUUUUUCACUCAUUGGCCAGCGGAUUUCCCAACAGGCCAAUUGAUAGGGGAUCCGAGGUACCUACGAUUUAACGUCCUUAUCCGAGAAGACGCGAAAGUCUAUAACCAUUUACUGGUGUCAAUGUACAGGGUGUAUCAAAAUCAACGCAAUUCAUCUUUUGUGCUUAAUAACGUUCGAAAUACUAUUUCUAGUUAAACGCUUUUAGGCUUACUUCAAAGCCUGUUCUUUUCUCUUUCAAACAAACUAUUAUCCUUGUCUCCAACGCUAGUAAUAAUUGCACAGGAAAAGAUUUAGUAAAACCUAUCACGUUUAGUUGCUGUUUAAUUAUGCAAGUUUACUAUGUUAUUGUUUAGUCGGUUUAAAUGUUAGAAUUUUCUUCUUUAAACUUUAAUGUUGUCGUCACUACAUCUGGAAAACCACGUAAGAACAAAUUAAAAGUAUUUUAAAAGAGACCAGGUUGUUUGAAAAUCCUAAACGAAUGCUAAAAAUCGUCAAAACAUUCUUGUGUCUGAGCCAGAGUGUCAUCGAAUUGCGAUGUAAUGUAAACAGAAAUUAUAGCAAGUUGAUGUCAGUCAGCUUAGAUGGUCCGAGCCAAAAUUAUAUCGCAUUUGAAGUUUAAAACUGAGUUAAAAAUAGUGGAAGAAAAGCCGUAAUUAUACUUAUUGUUACAAUCCAUUUAAUAAAAUGCAUCGAUGUUCGAAAUCAUAGCACAAUUACAAUUCGUUCCAUGUGUAUAUCAGGGCGUAUUUGGCUCAUUUUCGUUCUUGUAUACAAUAUUUCAUACAAAUUCAUGAGUUCUUUUUCGUUCUUUCAACAAAACAAGCUUUUGUAAUAUUUAGACAUUUUUUUAUUUAGACGUUUGAUCGAUGUAACACCCUUGGAAUAUGCCAGGUAUGACAUUCCUUCAGGAAUAUAUUGGACGAUCUGCAGGAUGGUGUUAUUGAUUAUAUCAGGAAAAUGGUUAACGAAGGGAAAGAAAUAAGAUGGACAUUUGAUAACUUCGACUUCAGAAUCUUAACCAACAUCAUCAGUGGUUAUAAGAAUUUGGACAUGCACUGGAUAUGUCAAUACAUCACGUUCGACCGAGUACCUUCUUCCCACUUGGAUGACUCCAAACCAUUGGUUGAAGAUAUAUCCAAAUUUGAGAACAAGGAGUAUUUUUGUCUAAAAGAAAAUGCAGAAUAUGCGAUACGAGAAUAUAGUGCUGAUUAGCCGGAUUCUGGUUGACUUUUUUCCUUGUUUGAAAGUUCUAAAAAAGGUUGUUCCUUUACAUAUCGAACAUGCAUUCUCUAAGGAAAUGGCCUAAAAAUCCGAAGUCAUCAACAUGCUAGUGCUUCCAUUCAACAAAAAUAAAAGUCAGACAAAUGCAAGUACAUGGAGUAUGUCACUGACUUUUUGUACGAUGUCUAUCGGGAUACAAAUGAUGAUGACAUAACAGAGCCAGAUGAUCCUGAUGAGACGCCAUUGUCAGCCGAGACCGCAGUUAAAAAGUCUGAGGUGUUACAAAGCGCAAGGGUUCCACUGGCUGGAGAUCUUCUUGGUAGAGAGAGAUCGACAGGUGCUAAGAAGACCAGGGCAGGGUGUGAUUAUUCAAGUGAUAGGUUUGAACACAGUUUUUCUUAAGCGUAAGUAUAUCAUUUGGUCAAAGCAAGAUAAGUUGAGUUAAUAUGUGAGCAAAUAGGGUUGAUAACUUAUUUUUGGUCUAAUAUUUAUUGAAGCCUCAUUUGAAGUACUUACGUUAUAUUUUAUAACACUUAUAUAAAAUGCCGACAAAGUGCUACCUACUUGCCGCCACCGAACAGUUUUCUCGGUUAACUAAAAACUGUACAUCUGAAAAUAUGUUGCUAUUGUUUUAUCUUUGUCACAAAUUGUUUGCAAAUUGUAAAAUCCUACGUUUUUAAUUGUGUUUUUAGCUGUUGUGUAUAAUAAAUAUGUUGUUAUACAUAUAUUAUUUACUUUAUACACUAAUUGUUUUUAUAAUUUUAUUCCUUUACAGACGUCAUGGAAACUUUUGUAUACAACAAAAAGCGCAAGAGAUGUUGGCACCAUUUUCACCAGAAGUUGGGAAAAAAGAACGUCUACAAUGAUGCGAAAAAGAAUUUCAAGGCGUCUGCCGAGUUGUUGCAAGAAGUGACAAAGGCAUAUGUCUGCGAAGCAUUCAUGGAGUAGGCCGGUUUGGAUGACAUGGAUGGAAAGCCAUCAACCAUCACGAUUCCUCAUGCUAAUACCACCAAAGCGACAAAAAACAUUUCAUGGAAUCUGCCAUUGGAAACUUUGUGGAUGAAUUCAUUCUCCCAGAUCUGGAUGCAGAGAAAGCUAUGAAGUUGCAAAGGGAAAGUCUAUGUGGAAAAACUGAAACAGGUGAGAUGCUGCAAGUUUUUUUUACAGUAUAUACUCAUCCAAUUUUGGGACGAGCAGUUGCCCGGCCCCUACACAGUUUAUUAUUGAACACUAUACCUACCCUGAACCAUAACGUUUGAGGUCUUAUAAUAAUUGUAUGUUUCUCUUACCAUUAUUAUAGAUCAACAGUCUAGAACAACUAAUGUAGAAAGCACUGGUUCAACAAAUCAGAAGGGCACUGUCAUUCAUGUUGAUCCAAAGAAUGCUUAUAAACAAGGUAAACGAUUGUACAUGAUAAGUUGGGUAUAUCCAUACAUGAUGGAACAACCUGAAGGUGUAAAAAAAGAACGUUUCGAGCAAAGUUAGCAUAGCAUGACCCGCCAUGACAUCUGGAUAAAAGGCCUGCACUUGAAACAUCCAAGUUCUUUUUUAUAUUUUUCAGGUGGUUGCAUCAUAUACAGUACACAACUUUGCAGCAUGUAUUAUUUGCAACCUACACUGGCACCCUAUAAUAUUAAAGAUUUCAAUUAUUUGACAAAACGAUUAUAGAUUGCCCUUAUUACGUUUUAUAGUGGUAUCACUGAUAAAAAUAGCGGCCUGGAAUGAAAAUAUUGAAUGUUUUCGCGAAUAUUUUGCUGUUGGCUAUCGCGCGCCUGACCCUAGCUUUUUUUAAAAGUUCUUGCACGGGUCAGGACAAAAAAUAAGCCAUUUUGCAUGAAUAUGAGUGAUACCACUAUAACCACAAUGCAAAGAAGCGCUACGAAAACAUAAUAAGGAUAAUUAAGUUAUAAUAGAUUGUGUAUAUUAAAUUCACUCUAGACAGGAGCCAAAGAAUCAAAUGAGUCAAACAUUAACAAGGAUAUAAAUUAGCUCUCUUGUUGGUCAUAUGAGUUAUUUUUAUCAUAUUAUUAAAAUUUAGACGAAACAGUGGUUUUGCUGGGGAGCAAUGUAAAGGAUCUUGUGAGCAUUGGCCAAGCACGAACGUCUACAAACAGAGAUAAAGCAACAAUUAAUGACAGCACGGAAUGUUGCAAAAUUAAAAUCACUGCUAUUGUCAAUGCAAAUUACAGAGGAACUUAG